Messenger RNA from Sorghum bicolor (sorghum), 1389 nucleotides. Its product is annotated as trafficking protein particle complex subunit 6B. The transcript has 5 exons. Gene Ontology annotation, cellular component: trans-Golgi network; cis-Golgi network; TRAPP complex. The coding region runs from base 419 to 940 and encodes 173 amino acids. NCBI's taxonomy places the organism in Eukaryota, Viridiplantae, Streptophyta, Magnoliopsida, Poales, Poaceae. Gene Ontology annotation, biological process: regulation of GTPase activity; endoplasmic reticulum to Golgi vesicle-mediated transport. The record is from RefSeq and is a predicted model, not a curated record.
UUCUGCUGGCCUUUUCUCCCACCCGCGCCAGCGCCCAUCCGCCCACGCCCGCACGGCCGCACGGCACCUCCCUCCGCCGCCCCCAUCCUCCUUCCGCCCGUGAGCAGCAGGCGAGCCCAAGAAACUGCAGUAGACGGCAGGCACCCACGCAAAUCAAACGUGCUCACCUUCGCGAGUCGUCGUCACUCCUGCGUCCGGCCAUCGGUCACCUCCGCCGCCCUUGACUUCGCCGGAUCGACGCCGUACGCCUUAAAUCGAGCCGUCUCUGAGCAGAUCGACACGGUGCGUAGCCAUUCGUCUCCGACCAAAUCGACGUCCUGCGCUGCAGAUUGACCCAUCUCCGCGCCCACAUCCCCUUGUGCCUGCUGAGGAGCGCCGCCGUUACGCCCUUCCCGUGCUGACAUCAUCGAUAAACCUGAUGGCUAUCGCGGAGAGCUGUGUUGAUGCGGUGGUUAUGGAGAUGGUGGCUGUCUACUGCGGUGGCCUCUACGCCGCCAAGCCUGAGCUUGCUGCCCGCCGCAUUGAGGCCAUCGGCUUCCAGGUCGGGCACCAGCUCUCUGAGAGAUAUACCAUGGAGCGCCCUCGAUUUAGUGAUCAUCUUGAAGCAAUCAAAUUUAUCUGCAAAGACUUUUGGUCGGAGCUGUUCAAGAAACAGAUUGACAAUCUGAAAACAAAUCAUAGGGGUACCUUUGUCCUUCAAGAUAACCGUUUUCGGUGGCUUACUCGUGUUUCUCUAGAUCCAUAUACAGAGAACACAGACUCAACUGAAAAUGAUUCUGCAGCAUUGGGUGAUACUGCAGCCCAAACAACAACCAUGCUUCUGUAUUUCCCAUGCGGGUUGAUAAGAGGUGCCUUGACCAACUUAGGAAUUCCGUGUUCUGUCUCUGCUGACAUGUCAAACCUUCCAGCAUGUUCGUUCGUGGUGCGCAUAAAGACAUGAACUGUGAGAAAUGAUACAAGUACAGUAUGAAGAUCUGACAGUACCUGCUUGUGGUUCAAGCGGGUUGAACAUUGAAAACAACAGAGUUUGGGCAUGCAUUAGAUGUAUCGUGGUACUGCAUUUUAGCCUGGGAAAUACGCUGUGGAGCUGUUGAUUUCUGUUUACUUUUCCUCCAGCAAUUACCUCAUUUCACUAUCUCAAAAUUAUUUUCCCACCUUCUAUUCAUGACCAUAUUUCCAGAGUUAGGUUUGUUAUUACUGCACUGUAGGUAGCCACCACUGGCACCAUUGUGAGAGAUAACUAUGGUUGUUGGUUGUAUUAGGUUGUAUCCCUGUGGCCUGUGUUUGGUUACCUGGCUUUAUGAGCUAGAACUCUUCUUAAAGCAUGUUUCUUGCCAUGGUUCGUGGGCUAGCACUCUAACUAAUAAAGCAUGAUUGUUGCCAUGGCUU